CCUCUUUACCGAAAAGUUCACUGCAUUUGUAGGACUAGUCGCGGCGUAGCAUGGUGAUAAUUGUAGAGCAAGACAAUCUAGUAGAUUGGAAGUGGAAUGGGGGAGGAAAAGACACGGUUGGAAAAAUCCAAAUAAAUAACUUCAAGAAUCCCAUAGAAUCAGCAUAGCCUUCAUCUUCCAAUCUGGACAAUUUUCAUCCAGAUCUAUACUGGCAUUACCAACCAUGAUGCUUCUCAAUGUGCUCGGGCUGCUCUCAGCCGUAUCUCUCAGUAGCGGAAGCAUUCUUUCGAAGCCGCUCCAGGCUGGGGACCUUGAGGCUAGGGGAUCUACCAUAUAUAGAGGAGAGCAAGCCACGCCUGCAACUACCGGUGUCUGGGAAGAAACGAUUGAAACGGAUAUAAGCGAUGCCGACGAAUCGAUCGCGGUCGGUCCACCGGUCGUCAAACGCGCGACGCCCACCAACAUGCUCCCCCCGCGACCCGACAAGCCAAGCCCGAAAACAACCCCGACACCCUCGCCGCCGAAGGGCACGUGCCGCAUGCACAUGAUCCAGGGGAGCGGCGACGGCAACGGCAAGAUGAAGCUGAUGCUCGAGCUGUUCGACGAGCGCGGCGAGAGCCUGUUCACCGCGACGAACGACGUGCUGCGCUGGGGCGACGACGCGUCGCUCACGAUCCGCUCGGGCAGGCUGCACUUCGCGUUCCCGAAAAAGGGGGGGUGCGCGGGGGGAGGUGAUGCUGAUGGUGGGUGCGCGGCGGAGGAGGAGGAGGAUUUCACGAGGCGGAGGUUCGAGAUGGCGUUUAAUGGGAAGAGCUGGAGCAGCGAUACGAGGAAGGGGGAAGGGAAGGAGCCGUAUUGUGCGGUGGGCGGGUGGACGAACCCCGAGACGGGGCUGAGGGUUCGGAAUUCGGAUUGUUGGUUCGAGUGCUAGGGGGCUGGUGGCCACAUGGGUAACCUACUUGCUUGCGUAUUUAUCUGAGGUAUUGAGAUAUAUA
This is a messenger RNA of Hypoxylon fragiforme, 995 nucleotides long. RefSeq lists its product as uncharacterized. Lineage: Eukaryota; Fungi; Ascomycota; Sordariomycetes; Xylariales; Hypoxylaceae. Bases 224 to 931 code for a protein of 235 amino acids. The transcript is spliced from 3 exons. The record is from RefSeq and is a predicted model, not a curated record.